AUGUCUUCAUCCAAGCUUCGCGUUCUUCUUACAAACGAUGACGGUCCUCCUGGACCCGACUCUCCAUAUAUAUACGGUCUAUACAAACAUCUGACCCAAGAUCUCGGGUGGAAGGUCAAAGUAGUGGUGCCCAGCUCGCAGAAGUCGUGGAUAGGCUCCGCAUACCAGAUUCAGGACGUCAUCCACAGCCGAUAUUAUUACCCUCGCGAUCCAGAUGGAAUGGGCGACACUCCAGCGACGUGUGCGAACAUCGGUUUGCACAACUUGUAUCAUGGGGAUAUAGAUCUUGUGUUGUCCGGCCCCAAUCUAGGCGCGAACGUUUCCUCUGCCUUCUCUCUUUGCUCCGGCACAAUUGGCGCCGCCCUAUCUUCCUCACUUUCGAAAACCCGAGCCGUCGCCCUUUCGUAUGGAAGUGUUCAACGUCCAGCACCUUCAAGUCUCUUACCAUCCGCCAACGCCCUCUCUGGACGCAUCGUCCAGCACCUUUGGUCCCAUUGGGGAUCUGACGAUGGCGGAAUCCGUAGCAACGAAAUCGACCUUUACUGCGUGAAUGUCCCCGUUAUCGAGGAAAUCUUGAGCGAGGAAGGAUUACCGAUCGCGUGGACUAGGACAUGGAAGAGCUCGUAUACCAGUUUGUUCAAGGCUUAUAGCUCGGACGAAGAUUCAGCCGCAGUGGAUCAUUUCACCUCAGUUGCAGGACCCGAUGGGAUGAGCCUCGCCUCGGACUCUGAUUCAACUCAUACGACUGCGACCAACAGGAUCCUUCGGUCGGAAGAAAAGAAAGAAUUGAUAUUCAAGUUCUCGCCGGAGAAGGACGAGUUCAUUGACCCCAAGGCACCGGAGGUAGAGGAAGGGACCGAUGUGUGGGCAAUUGGGAAGGGGUAUGUGUCCGUGACGCCGUUGAGAGCGAAUUUUGCAGAACCACCUGCAGAAGAGAUAUUUGGUGGUGGUGGUGGUGGGAUUGAAGGCCAGAUGUGGAUAAUGGACAGGAAUGGGCCAUUGAGCGUUCGCAUUACGACACAAUGUAAGCCUCUAGAUUGA
Stereum hirsutum FP-91666 SS1 is the source of this 1041-nucleotide messenger RNA. RefSeq names its product sure-like protein. Gene Ontology annotation, molecular function: hydrolase activity. The transcript has 9 exons. The record is from RefSeq and is a predicted model, not a curated record. NCBI's taxonomy places the organism in Eukaryota, Fungi, Basidiomycota, Agaricomycetes, Russulales, Stereaceae. Bases 1 to 1041 code for a protein of 346 amino acids. Gene Ontology annotation, cellular component: P-body.